Molecule: messenger RNA, 1097 nt
Organism: Oreochromis aureus
Lineage: Eukaryota; Metazoa; Chordata; Actinopteri; Cichliformes; Cichlidae
Exons: 5
Coding region: 12-794 (260 amino acids)
Source: RefSeq, a predicted model, not a curated record
AAAGGUCAAGAAUGGUACCUGUGCUUCUCACACCUGACAUGAUCGCUGCAAUGGAGCUCCUCGCAAAAGCCAGAAGUGAGUGUCAAGUCCGCACAGAGAAUGUGUACUUGUUUGCACGCCCAGGUGUCCUUUCCCAUUACAGAGGCUCUGACUGCUUUCGCAAGUAUUCAAAUAAAUGUGGUGCAAAGUACCCAGAGGCCCUUACCUCAACAAGAUUGCGGAAACAAGUUGCUACUUUGUCCACAGUACUAAAUCUAAAAGAAAAUGAAAUGGAUCAACUUGCCACCUUUCUCGGACACGACAUCCGUGUCCAUCGAGAAUUCUACCGGCUUCCAGAGAGUACCCUGCAGCUUGCAAAAGUCAGCAAACUGUUGAUUGCAAUGGAGAAAGGAAAACUGUCUGACCUGCAGGGGAAAGGGCUGGAUGACAUCGCGAUCAAUCCGGAGGAUGAAGUAGUUACAAGUGAUGAUGAUUCCAGUGGAGAAACCAUCACUGACCCUCAACAACACAAAGGCUCAAGGACCAAGAAUUCUGGGAACCAAAGCCACACACUUUACUCAGCUUCCUGGACAAUAUGGAGGGCACUUCUGCCUCAACCACCCUGGACAAUAUGGAGGGCGCUUCUGCCUCAACCACCCUGGACAAUAUGGAGGGCGCUUCUGCCUCAACCACCCUGGACAAUAUGGAGGGCGCUCCUGCGUCAACCACCCUGGACAGCAAAAACAUCAGCAACACUGCACCAAGAAAGGGUGAAGAACACAGCACUUCAAAUGGUUCAUCCCAAGCAUCCUUAAAGGAGCAUUAAGCAAUAUCUUUUCACUGCUAGGUGUGCUGUUGUGCACUGCCUUUAAACCAAACCAAAGUCUAUGGCUGGAGAUCAACACAGAGAGAGGGAGUGUGACUUCAUGCUGUACUCCAGAUGAAAUUACAACUCUAAUUCUUCACAUGGCCAUUUUUAUGAUGAAUUGUGCUUAUUGCUCCUUUACAGUGCUCCAGUAGAAACUAAGCUGGGAAGGCGAGGUGCAAGUGGACAAAUGAUGAAGUCAAGGCUGUUGAGCGGCACUUGCUUCAUUUCAUAACAAGCUGCAAAGUACCUG